AUGUCACAAGUGGCUUCUAGUGGAUUCGCCAGCGCCAGCAGCGCAGGUGCCCAGUCCAGCUCCAGCAUCGAGAAGAGAGGCAACGUCGCCAGCUUCAAGCAGUCCGAUGGCUUGACUUCUGGCCUCACCGCCAAGGACGCCUACGGCAACACCUUCAAGGUGCCUGACUUCACCAUCAAGGACAUCUUGUCGGCGAUCCCCGCCCACUGCUACGAGCGCAGGGUUUUUGAGUCGUUGUACUACGUGGCACGCGACAUCUUCUGGAUGGUGGUGUUCGGCUACCUCGCCAACAACUACAUCCACCAGUUGCCCAACAAGGCUGUCCGAUUUGCCGCCUGGUCCGCCUACGUGUACGUCCAAGGGUUGCUCGGUACUGGACUCUGGGUGUUGGCCCACGAGUGUGGCCACCAGGCGUUCUCCGACUACAGAUGGGUCAACGACUCCGUCGGAUGGGUGUUGCACUCCUACUGGUUGGUUCCCUACUUCUCGUGGAAGUUCUCCCACUCCAAGCACCACAAGGCUACUGGCCAUCUCACCAGAGACAUGGUUUUCGUGCCCAAGACCAAGGAACGUUUCUUGGAGUCCAAGGGCGCCCACGACUUGGAAGAGUUGGUUGGUGAUGCCCCUCUCUACACCUUGGUCUCUUUGAUCUUCCAGCAAACCUUGGGCUGGAUCUCCUACUUGCUCACCAAUGUCUCCUCCGGUCAACACUUCCCUGGUGCCUCCACCAUCAAGACCAACCACUUUAACCCCUCCUCGCUCAUUUUCGACAAGAAGGAUUACUGGUUCGUGGUGAUGUCCGACAUCGGUAUCAUUGCCCAGUUUGCCGUUCUCUACUCCUGGUACAAGAACUACGGUGGCUUCAACUUGUUGGUCAACUGGUUCUUGCCUUACGUGUUCGUCAACCACUGGUUGGUCUUCAUCACCUACUUGCAGCACUCGGACCCACAACUUGCUCACUACGAAGGCCACGAAUGGAACUUUGCCAGAGGUGCUGCCUGUACCAUUGACCGUGAGUUCGGCUUUGUUGGUAAGUACAUCUUCCACGACAUCAUCGAAACCCAUGUCUUGCAUCACUACGUUUCCAGAAUUCCUUUCUACAACGCUAGAGAAGCCAGUGAGGCUAUAAAGAAGGUUAUGGGUGAGCACUACAUGCACACCGACGAAAACAUGUGGGUUUCUCUCUGGAAGUCCGGUAGAUGGUGCCAAUUUGUCGACGGAGACAACGGUGUCAAGAUGUACAGAAACCUCAAUGGUUUGGGUGUGAAUCCAAAGAAGCAAUAG
Molecule: messenger RNA, 1284 nt
Organism: Suhomyces tanzawaensis NRRL Y-17324
Lineage: Eukaryota; Fungi; Ascomycota; Pichiomycetes; Serinales; Debaryomycetaceae
Gene: FAD2
Product: Fad2p
Exons: 1
Coding region: 1-1284 (427 amino acids)
Biological process (GO): lipid metabolic process
Molecular function (GO): oxidoreductase activity
Source: RefSeq, a predicted model, not a curated record